AUGAUGGCCCCCGCUGAGGACGCUACAAAUGCUCAGAAACCCGAUAAGCUCCCAAAGUUACAUCAAGAGAAGCCGAUCCUCCCAGAUACUAGUGUUCCUAAGAGGCCUAGACUCGCUCCUAAACCCUCUGUCAUCGUAUCUGAGCCCUCUGUCGUCCCUCCAGCACUUACCGAGGACAAAUCAGAUGCUGAUUUUAGUCCUGGUCACGCGCCAGGCUACAUUCAAUGGAGGAGAGCUCCUGUCCUUGAUCUAACCAACGAAACUGAGGAGCAGAAAAGGCACCGACUUAAUAAGAGACACGCCCCAAAGAGUAAACGCGGCAAUCGCUGCAUCGACGACGGUACGAUCGAUCGAAGUCCUGCACUCAUUGGCAAGCCAGAUCCCUCCAAGCUCAUUAUCUGUUUCAAAACAGAAGAGACCGAUGAGUACACGAACGAGAUUAUCAAAAGCGAUGUUAGGCAUGAAUACGAGGAUGACGAAAAGGGUGUAAAAGUGGAUUGGGACAACUCCAAGUCUAUCCAAGCGCUCAACAAUUGGCGCAGUCAGGUCAUUCGAAGAGCAAUCGGUAAAGCCUAUGAUAGUAAGGAGUUUUGGACCGUACAAGAACAAAAGAUCAUCACUGGAAUAGUUCUCGAUUACCUCAAUGCUGGAAAAGAUAUCGACUGGCGUCAGAUUGCCCAUGAGUACAAUUCCUUGACCCGAGAUAUCGCGCAGGAUGAAGGUACACCUGGUGCUACUCGUCGCUAUCGCUGCCAGGGUAAUGAUAAGGCUCCGCGAGAAGCUAUAACUAUCUCUAUGCCGCUUCGGGAGCACCGUUAUAUCCCUCAGCGCAGCGAAUGGGUUCUCCGACGAGAGAUGGGUUACUUCCUUGCGCCUGAUGCAAUCGCAGCCAUGAAUAGACUAAGAAGUAGUUCGCGUCCUGAGCGGAACGGUCACCCACCAGUCAGGUCCAAUCAGGAGGAGAAGCAAGUUACUAGGCAAGCCAAAGGUGAGGCAGUUACUCAAGAGUCCUCCGAGCAAGAAGACUCGUUCAUCUCAUCUACAUACGAUAACGAUCGGUCCAUCCUCAACUCUCCUUUUGAAACAACUCCAGAUCCCCCAUCUCUUCCCCUCACACAUCCUCGACCACUUCAACCUCGCCCGGUAGUUAUCCCUCAACCUAUAGCAGAGCCUCCUCCUCGUCGUUACAAGAAGCGCACUGUUUAUAACGAAGAGAUCGUUUACGAUGAACCAUCUAGCGAGUUGAACCGUCCUCCAAUUAGCUCCAGCGCCAUACAAACAAUGGGCGGUAGACAACAAGCCCUCGAUACUUUGGCUGAGCAGGCUACUAUCAUGUAUAAUCACCUGCCCGAAACAAAGAAAUGGACUGCUCCACGACCUAUUGCACCUGCUCUCAUUAACUUUAGACCAUCUUUUGCGGCAUCCGAUCCUUCUCGCUCUAUUUCUUUCGAACAAAUAACGUCUUCUCCAGCAGCUUCUCUUAACGAUGAAUCUCCCGUACGAGCCUCUGCUGCCCGUACGCUUUCUGCAAACCUAACUCAAAGACGAAAGCUUCCCUCAGGCCGUGGUCAACAUCCUGUCUCUUCUCCUUCCACUCCAUAUGCUCCGCCUGCUGGUGCAACGAUGGUACCUAUUUUGGCAGUCCACCGCCGAUUACAAGAUGAGGCUGCAGUCAAGGCUGCGGUAGACGCUGCUGAUGCUGCUGAUGCCAAUGCCAAGAAGUCAGCUCCUUCUGAGCCAAUUCUCGAGCUUUAA
Molecule: messenger RNA, 1755 nt
Organism: Sclerotinia borealis F-4128
Lineage: Eukaryota; Fungi; Ascomycota; Leotiomycetes; Helotiales; Sclerotiniaceae
Source: the annotation of a GenBank genome assembly